Molecule: messenger RNA, 3918 nt
Organism: Nerophis ophidion (straightnose pipefish)
Lineage: Eukaryota; Metazoa; Chordata; Actinopteri; Syngnathiformes; Syngnathidae
Gene: rbms1a
Product: RNA binding motif, single stranded interacting protein 1a
Exons: 14
Coding region: 480-1595 (371 amino acids)
Cellular component (GO): ribonucleoprotein complex; nucleus; cytosol
Molecular function (GO): poly(A) binding; poly(U) RNA binding; mRNA 3'-UTR binding
Source: RefSeq, a predicted model, not a curated record
CGCCAAACGACGACUGGGCACACGCGACAUGGAAUAAAUGUGACAAGUGAGCGUUUAGUGGCGAAAUCCUGCGGUCGCUGGGAGGCCGAACACCCCCCAGGAGCGGCGGAUGGUUGCGUCCGUAGUAGGCGGGACUGCGAGCGGUCUGCAGCAGGACGUCGGAGAUCAAUGAACCGGACCCGAAGCUCGCUGCUUUCGGCGUAAAGUCAGCGGAUAGACGAGUCCCUCCCUCGGAUAAAUGUGUCACUACCUUCAGGGCGGCCAGGCUUCGUCUAACAAUGCCGAUAUUUUAAACAGACUCGUGUUGUUUUUUUAGCCGACUCACCGCUUCCGACUUCUUCUUCUUCUUCUUCUUCGUCGGUGAUAUUGGUGACUUCUUCUCCUCCUUCCUGGCGGGUGAGGGUGGUGCUGCGAGCCUCCAACAUCUCCAACAUCUCCAACAUCACCAACAUCUCCAAUAUCACCAACAUCACCGCAAGAUGAUCUUCGCCAACACGGGCAACCCGCUGAAAAGUGGCAGCCGCAAGCAGUCCUACCCCAUGACUCCGUCCAGUCCCAGCAGCAGCAGCAACAGCAGCAGCACAGGCCUGGAGCAGCUCAGCAAGACCAACCUGUACAUCCGGGGUCUGCCUCCUGCCACCACAGACCUGGACCUGGUCAAACUCUGUCACCAGUAUGGCAAGAUUCAGUCAGCAAAGGCCAUUUUGGACAAGACAACCAACAAAUGUAAAGGUUACGGCUUUGUGGACUUUGACAGCCCAGCGGCUGCUCUGAAGGCCGUCCAUGCUCUGAAGACCAGCGGCAUCCAGGCCCAGAUGGCCAAGCAACAGGAACAAGACCCCACCAACCUGUACAUCUCCAACCUGCCUCUGUCUGUGGACGAGAAAGAGUUGGAGAACAUGCUGCAGCCUUUCGGCCAAGUGGUGUCCACACGCAUCCUGCGGGACUACGGCGGCAACAGCCGAGGCGUGGGCUUCGCCAGGAUGGACACCACCGAGCAGUGCAACGCUGUCAUCUCUCACUUCAACGGCAAAUUCAUGAAAAUCACCUCCGGAGGUCUGGCUCCCUCUCAGCCCUUGUUGUGUAAGUUUGCAGACAGUCAGAGGAAGAAACACGCCCACAGUGGAUUUGUUCCCAAUGGACAGAGUGCAGAUCUCAGACUAAGUGCAAUGACUCUGACCUAUGACCCCUCGUCAGCAGCUAUGCAUAACGGGUACUACCCAUCUCCGUAUCCAGUCACCAACAGGAUCAUGGCCGUGCAGCCCACCUUGUCUCCCUACAUGUCCCCGCUCUCUGCUUACCAGGUGCAGAGCCAUUCUUGGGUGGCACAUCAGCCAUAUAUCAUGCAGCACCCGGCCCCGGUAAUGUCGCCCUCUGUGGAUCCAUCCAUGCCACUGCACCCUACAGCCAUGAUCACUCAGCAGAUGGGUCAGCUGUCCUUAGGAAACACUGGAGCGUACAUCGCUGCCAACGCGGGGGUUCAAGGUGCUUACAUGCCACACUACACUUCCCUGCCUGCACCAGUGGAGAACAACACGCCCCAGCAGGUGGAUUCUUCCAACAACUCCUCCCCUUACAGUCAGCUCAGCAAGUAACCACAGGCGGGCUGACGGGCGGCGAGCGAUGACAUCAGCCUCUCUCUGAUUGGCCCACACACCAAGUGUUUUGCACAGUGUUGGGAAAGCAAGAAGAGAAGAGAAGAGAAGAGAAGAGGGGGACAGUGAGAAUGCACUGGAGCUGUUGGCUAAUCACACAAAAACAACACAAAUAGAUUUAUUUUGAUAAGAAACGACGUGCUCUUCAUCCUUUUCUCUUUUUUCAAGAAGGAUUCUCCAACAAAAUCCCCCAGGACACGCCCCCUCAGUAUGAUGUGAUUUUUAAUGCAUGAGGCCCCCCCCCCCGCCCCCCAUGCAGGUUUUAUGGGUUUCUACUUCCUGUCGGUGUGAGUUGUGAGUCCAGGCUGGGUGAAGAUCCAUGAUUAGAAGGUGCCUUCCUCCACCAACAUCUUCCAACUCCAUCUUUCCUGAGUGCUGGGAGCAAUAAUGGAGUCCACCUGCAAUACCACAACAAAAACCAAACUCAGAGAGCAAUUUACUCCUUUUUUUUUUUCCCCCUCCUUGUCUUUGCUUUUUGUUUUUUCUCUUUUUGGAACGAGACGAAGCUUUCCUGUCUUUGCUGACCUCGUGUUCCUCUCGUGGUCCGCGGGGCCGCCGAUCUACCUCAUGGUUCUCAGUCUCAUGCUGGCGCUGGCGGGUUUGCAGGUAAAGCCCUCAGCAGCGACGCCGACUGCGGAACAAAAAGCCUUGCUCAAGGAGCUGCCGGCUGACUCGGACUUCAACCUUUUGCAGCGACUCUUCUUCCUCCUCCCUUUUUUUUUAUUUUUAUUUGUCAUCGCUUCUCUUUUUGUUUCCCACAUAGUGACUUGACUUUAGUUGGAUGCUCCCAUUUCACAACCUGACUUCUUUCUCCUCUUUCUCACUUAUCGGAGGUCAAACUUCCACACUUUCUUCACUUGCUUAUGCAAAAAAAAAAAAGAAAAAGAUUUGAAGGCGUGACGAGACGUUUUUUUACAAGUCACAUGACCGCGGGGAGAAAUGUGUCUUUUUACGCAAACAAACUAAUUGUAAAUAACAAAAAUGCAUUUAAAAUGUAAAAUGGACAAAAACAGAGAGGGUGGUAAUCAUCAGUAAUCAGGACUGACCAAUAAAUAGACUUUGACAUAAGCCCCGCCCACAAGGUUGAAGUGGAUUUGGAACAAUAAAAAUAAUUUGUAAAAAAAAAAAAGAUAACUAAAGUUUAUUUCUCUUUCCUAUUUGGGCUUAUUGGAUACAAACUAAGAAUCAUCUUUUGAUAUGAUGUACUUAGUCCAUAAGUACACAGACGUGUACUUCAUGUUUAGUGACGUUAAUUCUUAUUUUUACACUUUUUUUUUUUUCCAACUUGCAUUGUAUGUUAUACUCUUCUGAAACCACCAGAUGGCAGUAUAAGUGUCCACAUACGUGGCCAUAAGACCCCAAUUUAGUAGUGUACACCAUUUUGGAAAUAAGAGCUAAAAGGUGCUGUCCACGCAUGUGGCCACUAAGACUUGAAUUAAAAUUUGAAAAAAACAAACAAGUAUUUUGGUUUGGAAUAAAAUUAUUUGACAUUUAUUAUUUUGUUUUUUGUUUUAUUUCCAAUUUCAGUAUUUUUAUUUAAAAUGUACUUUUAAGUUUGGUAUUAUUAUUAUUAUUACACAUGUUUUGUACGAAUCCCAUAUUUUUUUAAAUGUUAUUCCAUUUGUGGUUACAAAUCUUGUUUGAAUCUUUUUUUUUUUCUGUGUACAAAUGAAUUGUUUUUGUUUAAAAUAUUUGUUUUUACCUUCAGAUCCAUUCUAUUUGCUGGUGAUUUUUUUGUACAAACUGAGUAUUUUGACAUAUUUUUUUUUUAAAUUUGAAUUGGCUGCAAUUUUUUUUUUUUUUUUUUUACAAAUAUUCCCCCCCCCCAAGUCCUGCAUUAUUUCCAAAUGUUUGCUGGCGUAAGAAGACCGUUUCUCCCUGCUCGUGAGCGGCUACGCGGCGACACGCUCGCUUCUUAGUUUGCUUUGCAGAAUGAAAAAGAUUGUUGAUAUUAACUGGUGGGAAAAAGUGAUUUUUUUAUUGUUUGCUUGCCUUUUCUCCUGGAAGAUGACAGGACUUGGACAGUUGGAAAGAAGAAGUACUGCGAUGUUGAAGUACUACUUCAAGCAUUCGUGUACACAACAGGAAAUACUUCAGUGUUUUACUGCAAGUCAUUUCAUGUUCUGCAUUUAUUGCUGAGAAAACACAAUCUUGUACAUUUUUUAUCCUCAUUGUUUGCCCUGACACCCGAAACAUGACAACAAUCAUCUCCUUGCUCUCUCCUUUCAAACAAUUCUCAAUAAAAAAAACUUCUUUUCUCUGA